Messenger RNA from Stylophora pistillata, 14528 nucleotides. Its product is annotated as dynein axonemal heavy chain 6. Lineage: Eukaryota; Metazoa; Cnidaria; Anthozoa; Scleractinia; Pocilloporidae. Gene Ontology annotation, cellular component: dynein complex. Gene Ontology annotation, molecular function: ATP binding; dynein intermediate chain binding; dynein light intermediate chain binding. The record is from RefSeq and is a predicted model, not a curated record. Gene Ontology annotation, biological process: microtubule-based movement.
UUCUUCGGCAAUGAUAAACACAAACUGUAGUGGAAGUCGUGGAAAAUAUGAAUUUAAGGAGAAAAAAAUUCCCAAAUUGUAAAAUAAGGAUCGUUAUGACUUAGAAAAAUGGAGAACGACUCGGACGAGCCAAAUCCAAUUGUGCCCCACAAUUCUGUUGUUGAUUUUCGCUUUCGUUCUUCUGUGGGAAACUCAGGAUUCUCUCGAAUAGAACGCCGUGAUGACUCUACAGAUCGACAAAACCAACCCGUUAAAAGAACCAUCAAUGACGGAAGAGCUGCCAUAGAUUCCUUGAAGUCUCGCCUUUAUGACCGACCGGAAAACUCUGAAGUUUUUCGAGCAAUGUACCGACCCGUUCCGCCAUCUUCAGUUCAGACUUCAACUCAGGGCUCACCUCAUCCACCUCCAAAGGGUGGUCCCAGGUCGACGAUGGGUAACUAUCGAACCACUAUGUUCAGAAGAGAUUUCAACAGAUUGCAAGUACAACGAAAUCAGGGUUUCCCUAAAGAAACUGUUUCAGUUAAGCAAGGAGGAGUGGAACUGGAGCAAGGAAACCUCCCAAAGCGAGAGACAAAAUUGGAUCCACAGCAUUUGAAAGUGGCAAAUGGUGCUGCCUUUUCGAGUCUAGAGGAAGACAACACUGCAUCUAAUGAUGCAGAAAACUUACAUUUGGAUCAGAGAAGUGAAUUUUCUAACAGCGAAAGACUGGUUGAUCAGGUAUCAUCAGCUGGAUCGUUUGUUAAGAGUGUUGACGAAACCGACUCUGUGACCUCAAGUAAAACUGCGAGUAAUAGACCUCUCUCUCACAAAUUACGGGCUUCCUCUGGAAAAUUGCACCCUCCUCCACCUAGAGGCCUAAAACCAGACUUCAAAGGAAAUAAACCAAAGUCUCUUUCACAGGGAAUACUAAGUGAUGAAGAAUUGAUCAACUGUGACGUAUCAGAUGUGAUUAUGAAGCUGCGCCAAAGGUUAAACAUGAGCACAGAUCUUGAUGCAAUUGCCAAUGGGGAGGAUCCAGACGAGGAUGAUAACAAUAUCAAUCGAUUAUACAUCCGAGAAGAUGAUGGGAAAUUUGUGUAUUGUCUUCCAAAGAACCGAGCUGUGAGAGCUGCACAGUACAAUCCUUAUGACUUGGUUUGUGUGACGUCACAGGAAGCCCAGUCAAACCCGCAGUAUUUUACCGUCACUGCUUCAGCUGUUACACAGGUCAGAAAAGGAUUUGAUUCGGAACUUACGCCAUUAAAGAGGUGGCUUUAUGAGAGGAAAAUAUUUAAUAUAAUAUUUGGUUUUCCGACCUUCACCAAGUUUAGAUUGAGGAAAGGUUAUACAAGUUGGAGGAACAAUGUCAGAUUUCAGAGAAAUUGCAGCAGCAGAUCUGAAGUUGUCAGUUCACUCUUUUCGGCAACAGAAGCCUCACAACAAGCUAUUCUCCUUGUAAGAGCUCUAUGCGAGAAAGCCAGCAGCAGUAUAACAGGAUUAGGUGAAGGAGAGGAAGGAAUUUGUCUCCUUCAUGUUGAUCCUCAGAAAACAUUUACUCUGAAGGAAUUUGUGGAUGCACAGACAAAACAAGCACAAGAGGCUAAGGAAAAGCUUACUGCCUUGAGGGUAAAAGUACUAGAGAUUGUAAAAGAGGCCUGCGAGAAAAUUACGGAAGAAGAAGGACUUACGGAAUGGGUUCACCCAGAACGAAAAAAAGAACAAAAAAAGAAAAAGAAGCCAGCCGACACAGAAGGCAAGAAAAAGAAAGGCAAGGUUCGAUAUGGACCUUCUUUCACUCAGAUGUCUCAAUGGAGAGGAGUCCUCCAUCGUUUGACUUGUUUCAUCAGAAUGAUUGACUUUCUGGUGAUGGAGCUUCUAAGGAGGCUCGUACUAACUGCAUCGAGGACUCUUUUAGCUCAAGUUAAAGCUGCUUCCAUGCUAGGAUCUAUUGUGCACCUGAGUCUGAUGGAACCAACCCUUGAGAGAGAGGAGAAGAAAAAUAUUGUUAAAUUUGGCACAGAUGACGAGGAAGAAAAAAAAGCAGUUCCACUCCUACUGGUGGAGCUGGUUUUAAAUGUUCCUCCUGCUGAGGAAGGAGGAGUUGAUAACAAGACAGUCUCAUUUGAAGUUCAAUCUGCCCAAAGACCACAGACAGGGGGGAAAUCAACACCUUACACAGGCGAUGGAACGUCAUUUGAUGAUGACACCAUGACUAUCAUAUCUGGAAAAGAUCCUUCAGUUAUGUCAACUAGCAGUCAAACCUCAUUGACAUCCAGAUCUUUUGUUUCUCUCAAACCUACCGAACAGGAUUUUGAAACCGCUCUUCAAGACAUUAUAUAUGGCUUUGAACAAACUGCAGCUUCCUUCAAAAGUCUGGUCCAUGAUCCACAAUUGUCGGUUUAUGUCAAUCCUCCAGCCGGCGAUGUAGUAUAUGCUUUGUCACGUGAUGUGGAUGAGGAGGAGAGGGUCAGGAAGAUUCCGUGGCCAGAUUCAGAGCUGCUGUUUGGCCAAGAUCCUGAUUAUCAGAAUGACGUUGGUCUAAUGUUUCAUCAGAUCAACGAUGAAGUGGAUAAUGUACUAAAUUUUUCAAAGAAAUACAAGAAAUUUUGUGUUAUGGUGGACAAGUCACGCAGAGUAGAUGUCGAUGGCUCCCUCAAAGAGAGGGAAUGGAACACGGAAGAGUUCUAUGUUGUUCUCAACCAACACACGGAAGAGGUUCUUGAGAUGUCCAAGAUGGUGCUGCACAAAAGACUUGGAUUGUUUCAGGUGGACAUCACUGGAUUUCAAAGCGACUGUCUUCCUUACCUAGAGAAGGUUCUUGAAGCAGUGGCUCGCCACCUUCCUGUCAUGGCGGCUAAAAGAAAUGACGUCUUGCUGAAUGUUAUCAAGCAUGCUUCAAGGAAGCUUGAUAAAAUGCCAGAGACUGUAGAAGCCUUCGUGGAGCAUCUGAUCUUCUUGUCGCGAAUGGGCAAUGAGAUCUCAGCUCUAGAAGAGGAAUAUAACAUUGUAACGCGCAUGUAUAGCAUCGCACGGAACUUUGAUAUGACGAUAUCAGCGGAGGAGCUGGCUUUGUAUCAGACGCUGAUGCCGAGUUUUCAACAUUUGAAGUCAACCAUUCUGUACUGCGAGGCAAAGAAGGAUCAAAAUAUCCAGAGGCACAGUAGAGCUCUUAAUGAACUGAUCAGCACAGUUCGACGUGAACUGGUUAUCAUUAAAAACAAGGUUUGUUCUCCUGCCUUGCUGGAUGCUGACAAUAUUCCUCAAGUCGCCACAGAGAAGUUGAAACUGUUGAAAGAAGACCUGGCUAACUUGUCAACCAAGGCUCGUAACUAUGUUGCAUAUCAGGAACGCUUUGGAAGUUCUAUGUCGUCUUCUCUGCAGAAGAAGGCUUUGACCGAGGGAGCCAUUCUCACCAUGACAGGUCACUCUAGUCCUCAGGCCACUUCUCUGCAAUCUGAGGUGACAGAAGUUGAGAAGGACUUGACUCUAAGGUGCCUUUUAUGGGAGUCUUUGCAGGAGUGGCAAGGAUUGGUCGAUCAGUGGGAGGCCACACCAUUUGAGACCCUAAACGUAGACGAAGUACAGCGAGAUGUCACAAGGUUUAUACAGACAGUGUUCUUGCUGGAGAAAGGUCUUCCACCUACCAAAGUUGUACCAAGAAUAAAACAGAAGGUGGUGAGCUUUAAGCAAGGCAUGCCAGUCAUUACGAGUCUAAGAAAUCCUGCGCUGAGAACCAGACACUGGGAAGCUAUCCAAAAUGUUAUUGGAACACGUAUCGUUCGCGACAAGUACUUCACAUUGGGACACUUACUACAACUCAAGGUGUUUCAACACAAGGAGAAGAUUUCGGACAUAUCUUCAUAUGCAAGCAACGAGGCAACGCUGGAGCAAAUGCUGCAAAAGGUGAUGGACUAUUGGAACCAUACAGACUUCCAGCUGUCAGCCCACACAAGCCGUGACAUUGCCAUUAUCACGGGUGCUGAUGAUAUUAUUACAGCUGUAGAGGAAAGCCAGGUCACGCUUUCUAACAUCAGAGGGUCGCGGUUUGUCACGCCAAUCAAGGCUUUGGUUGAAGAUUGGGACAGAAAAUUGAAACUGUUUGCGAGAACACUGGAUGAAUGGCUUCUCUGUCAGCGGAACUGGCUUUAUCUUGAGACAAUUUUUUCUGCUGCCGACAUACAAAGGCAACUUCCAAAUGAAGCCCGCCUGUUUGCCCAAGUCGACAAAUCCUGGAGAGACAUUAUGAGAAGAACGAUUGAUAAACCGAAUGCUUUUAAGGCCUCAACAGCUGCAGGUGUGCUGGAAGUAUUGCAAACAAGUAACUCGCAUUUAGAGAAAAUUCACAGAUGUUUAGAGGACUACCUUGAAACAAAGAGAUUGGUGUUUGCGAGAUUUUACUUCCUUAGCAACGAAGACUUGCUUGACAUAUUGGCCAAUAGCAAGAACCCCAAUGCUGUCCAGCCUCACUUGAGAAAAUGUUUUGGCAACAUUUAUCAGCUGAGCAUUGUUCGUCAAGCGCACUCUCCAGCGCAGAUCCAGAACAUGACUUCAGAGGAAGGGGAAAGUGUAUUACUGCCCAAAACUUUAAGAGCGAGGGGAACUGUGGAGUCGUGGUUGUUCGGUGUCGAACUCGCUAUGUACGAGACUGUCAAGAUGCACUUAAGAAAGUGUUUAGUGGAUUAUGGCACGAGGGAGUAUUCUGAGUGGGUUUUGGCUCAUCCAGGACAAGCAAUACUGACUGUUUCUCAAAUUGUCUUCAAUCGUGACGUACUGACGUGUUUCCGUACGACAAAACCCAAAGAAGCUCUUCAGAACAAGAGAGAAAAACUAGUCUCGGUCCUCCACAGUUUAUCACAGAUGGUAACGUCAUCACUAGUCCCUCAUCAGCACCAAACACUAGAAGCUCUGUUAACAAUUGAUGUGCAUGCCCGUGAUGUCCUGGACUCCAUGAUUGCUAAUCAGGUCUAUCAGAUGGAGGAUUUUCAGUGGACCAGGCAACUACGUUACGAGUGGAAUGACGAGCGGCAAGCCUGUAUGGUCCGUCACAGCAAUGCAGUGUUUGAGUAUGGCUAUGAAUAUCUUGGCUGUUCUCCGCGGCUUGUCAUUACCCCACUGACUGACAGAUGUUAUCUAACACUGACUGGAGCGCUCAAUCUUCACCUUAAUGGCGCUCCUGCUGGACCAGCUGGUACUGGUAAAACAGAAACUGUUAAGGAUCUUGGAAAGGCCAUGGGAAAACAGUGUCUUGUGUUCAACUGUUCUGAAGGACUUGAUUAUAAGAUGAUGGGCAAGUUUUUCUCCGGUUUGGCUCAAUCUGGAUCAUGGUUCUGCUUUGAUGAGUUCAAUCGUAUUGAUGUAGAAGUGUUAUCAGUCAUCGCUCAACAGCUUCACACCAUUAAAACGGCUAAAGAUAAUAACGUUACCAGGUUUCUGUUUGAAGGACGUGACAUCAAACUUAAUGCCAAUUGUGGAAUGUUUAUUACUAUGAACCCAGGGUAUGCGGGUAGAGUCGAGUUGCCCGACAAUUUGAAAUCCUUAUUCCGUCCGGUUGCCAUGAUGGUACCCGACUAUGCUUUAAUCGCCGAAAUAAUUCUGUUUUCUGAAGGAUUCACCGCAGCUGCAUUGUUAUCGGGAAAAGUCGUGAAUCUUUAUCAACUUGCAAGCAAGCAGCUUUCUCAACAGGAUCACUAUGACUUCGGACUUCGAGCUAUAAAAUCAGUUCUUCUUAUGGCUGGACAGCGCCGAAGGGCUGCAAGUCUAAACAUGGCGUCUGAGACGCUGGAAGAAGAAGAUUCACAUUUGAUUAUUAACGCAGUCAAGGAUGCCAACAUUCCCAAGGUUGUCGCAGAGGAUGCUGAACUGUUCAAGAGCAUCUUGGCAGACUUGUUUCCAGGUUUAGAUCCACCAGUUCCCGACAAUAAGCUACUGAAGUUGAAACAGCGACCGUGACAGAAGACGCUAGUAACAUGAACAGAGCGGAGACGCCCAUUUCUUGGCACUGGAUUGUGAUGGACGGACCUGUGGAUACACUCUGGAUUGAAAACCUCAACACCGUGUUGGAUGACACAAAGGUGUUGUGUCUUGCCAAUGGUGAGAGGAUAGGAAUGGGUCACGGGAUGAGGAUUUUAUUUGAGGUUGAUAAUUUGGCCAUGGCAUCUCCUGCAACAGUCAGUCGCUGUGGAAUGGUGUACAUGGAACCUAAGGAUCUAGGUUGGAAACCGUACGUAAAAACAUGGAUCCAAAGGCUGAAAGAGCAAACAAAGCUCCCUGGAGAGGUUUUCAUUCAUCUUCUCCAGUUAUUUGAACACAGUGUAGACACAGGACUGCGCUUCCUUUCCAACUACAAAAAUGUACAACACAUCACAGCACCGGAUCUUAGCAUUGUUUCUACUCUCUGCAGCAUAAUCACCGGUUUUUUAGAAAUCAUGAAUAGCCAGGGCGGUCUCAUUGCUGGUGAGGUUCCGAAUACUGCCGAAGAUGGAGCAGAGCUGUCGGAAACGACUUCGGCUAAAACCGUCACGUUCGCUGAUAACUCCGAACACGAAAUCAACCCUAUUCGGAAAGUGUCUUUCAUCCAACGCAAUCCUUCCCAACUUUUAAGCUUUCUCGGAAAAGUAUAUGUUUUCGCAUAUACCUGGGCGUUUGGGGGAAAUCUUCGGUAUGAAACUGUUGUCGAAGAUGAAGAAUAUGAAGAUGCCUUUGCAAAGGACAGUCCUCGAAUUUGGGAAUUGUUUGAUACAAUGACCCGUGAUUUGUUUGAUAUCGACUCUCCGAUCGGUGUUCGAUUGCCGCCUGGAAACGAGAGCAUGGCUAAUUACUACAUUGACAUGGAGAGCGGACAGUUUUCCCUGUGGAGCAAUCUUGUUCCUUCGACUCGCGCAUUGAUAGCAAAGGCAGUGUCGAGUCAAUUUGCCAUCUCGGAUACUCUUAACACUCUAGACGAUCCUCCACCGAUGAAAAAUCAACUUGACAUCGAUCGUUCCCUCGUACCAACCGUUGACACGGUCCGAUACGCUUUUCUCCUUUCGUUGUUAGCGUUAAACGGACGGCCGGUUUUGCUAACCGGCGAAACUGGUGUUGGGAAAAGUGCACUGAUCCAAGACACGUUGGUCCGGUUGUCCCAACCGGGUGGGAGUGGAACUAGUACGGGGACCAUCCUAGGUGCAGUGUUUCGAACAGGAGGGAUGACUUUGGUGGACAGCAUUAUGGAUAUUACAGACGCUGAAGGGGUGAAGGGUGAAAGACGCAGCUCCGAGGUAGUGUUCAACUCUAUGCUUUUUUCGGCUUAUACAAGUUCUUCAAAGGCGCAGAAGUUUAUCGAGUCCAAGUUAGUGAAGAGAGGAAGGGACGUCGUGGGACCGAGACCAGGAAAGAAGGUUCUCCUCUUUGUUGACGACCUCAAUAUACCUCAACCUGAUGCGUACCAGUCCCAGCCCCCACUCGAGUUGCUUCGUCAGUUUCUGGAUUCUCGGGGAUUCUAUGACUCUAAGAAACUUCAGUGGAAAGAAGUUCAUGACGUGACGCUUCUAGCUGCUUGUGCACCCCCAGGGGGUGGCAGAAGUGCUAUAAAUGGUCGAUUGCUGAGGCAUUUCAGUGUACUCUACCUUCCUCAUCCCAACUCCACGUGGCUGCAUCACAUCUACGUCACUCAGCUGGGACGCUUCUUGGAGAAAGCCGACUUUGCACUUGAUGUACGGGACGCCUGUCAGGACCUGGUGACUACUGCUAUGGGCCUGUACUUUGAACUUAGUGCCAACCUCCUCCCCACCCCUACGAAAUCUCAUUAUACCUUCAAUCUGCGCGACUUAAACAAAGUUAUAGAGGGCUUGCUGCAGGCAAACCCAUUCGUCAUCACGUCACGUGACCACUGCGCUCAGCUGCUUGGCCACGAAGCCUCACGAGUGUUGCACGAUCGGCUCACGAACGAUGCCGACCGACGGUACUUCUUCAAAGUGUUGUCUGAACAGCUCCACAAUGGGUUCAAGACACGCUGGACUGCCGAGGAACUGGAAAAAACGCCGCUGAUCUUUGGGGAUUUUCUGGAAGGAAGUGAAGCCUACAGCUCUCGGCUGUAUCGCUCUGUGCGGCAAUAUGAUCGAUUGCCGCAGAUCUUAGAGGAAUACUACGACAAAGCCAACCUAUCAGGGGGGAGUGUGGAGCAUCGUUUUGUAUUCUUUAACAUGGCAGUGCAGCACGUGACUCGGGCAGCGCGUGUUUUCCGUCAGCCUGGGAAGCACAUGCAGAUGGUCGGCGUGGGGGGUACAGGCAAGGCUACGGUUGCAAAGCUAGCGGCGUAUAUUGAAGACUGCGCCUUCUUUAGACCUUAUGUAUCACGAGUAUACAACUUGUCGGAGUUUAGAGACGAUGUGAAGAAAGCGUGUACUGUGGCCGGAGUGAAGGGAAAAAACACUGUGCUUUUUCUGUCAGACAAUUUGGUUAAGGACGAAUUCCUUGAAGAUGUGACUAGUAUCUUAGCUGGAGCUGAUAUAGCCAGCUUUUACGACCAUGAAGAUGUCGAACUUAUCUCUUUGGAUCUCAAAAAAGAAGCAAUACUUCAAGGCGUUUCAGACACGAAAGAUGCCAUCUUUCAGUUCUUCCUUGAACGCGUCAAGCAGAAGUUACACAUGGUCUUGUCCACCACCCCUGCGGGAUCCAGUUUCCGGCGGCGUUGCCGCCUGUACCCACCCCUCAUAAACUGUUGUACAAUUGACUGGUUUGACAAAUGGCCUUUGGAUGCGCUUCAGUCAGUGGCCGUGUCUUUUCUAGAGCUUUUAGAUUUGGGGAAAGAUCCAGAGUCGAAUAGCGCUCUACUGGGAAGUGUUUCUAAAGUCUUUGUCGAGGUUUACAACAGCGUUGAACAGGAGACACAGAAGUUUCAUGAAGAGGUGCGCCGACGAUAUUACACGACUCCGACAAGUUACAUGGAGUUUGUGCGCUUGUAUCUGUGUAAAUUAAACGAUAAGCGAGCCGAAUUGAGUUUUAACCGUGAUAGAUUGUGUACCGGUUUACAAAAGCUGUCAGAGACAAAUGAAUUGGUGGGCACGAUGCAAACUGAAUUGUUACAGCUCGGACCUAAACUAGAGCAAAAAGCUAAGGACACAGAAAAGCUACUUGAACAGCUCGCCAGCGACCAGGAAGCAGUAGAUCAAGUGCACAGUGUGGUACAAAAAGAGGAAGAAAUCAUGAAUGAGGAAGCCCUAAGAGUGCAGGCGAUAGCGGAGGAAGCUCAGAGGGACCUAGAGGGAGCCUUACCGCAGUUACAAGCAGCUGUUGAGGCCCUAGAUUCGCUGGACAAAUCCGACAUUUCUGAGAUCCGAGUGUACACGAAGCCUCCUACUAUGGUGAUGACAGUGCUUUCGGCAGUCUGUGUCCUGCUGCAGCAGAAACCUGACUGGAAUUCGGCUAAACUGUUGCUAGGUGAUCAGGGAUUCUUGAAAAAACUUGUUGGUUAUGACAAGAACAGUAUCCCUGACAAGGUCUUCACGCGCCUCAAACGAUACACUCAGCAUCCGGAAUUUAACCCAGAGGCUGUGGGUAAGAUAUCAGUGGCUUGUAAGUCUAUGUGUCAGUGGGUGCUGGCGCUAGAGAAUUACGCUGAGGUGUACAAAAUCGUGCAACCCAAACAGAGAAGAUGCGAAGAAGCGCAAGCUGCUCUGGCCAUCGCCAAAGAAAAUCUACAACAGAAGCAGCUAAGUCUGCUGAAAAUUCAGGAACAGCUUCAGCUUCUCAAGCAACAGUAUGAUGGCAGUGUGGCACAACUGGAAGAACUCAAACAGAAGAAGGAGCUUACUAUCGUCAGGCUCCAGAGGGCUUCAGUUCUUACUGCAGCCUUGGCUGAAGAGCAGGUUCGCUGGAGCAACUCGGUUAACUCUCAAGAGGAAGACGCCAAGGGUCUUAUAGGCGAUACACUGGUAUCUUCUGCGGCUGUGGCUUACCUGGGCGCGUUCACGUCAUCCUACAGGCAUCGGCUUCUCUCACACUGGCUGCAGCUCUGUAAAGCGGAGAAGAUCCCAGUGUCGCAACAUUUUGAACUAACAGAGUUUCUGUCUGAGCCGAUUGAAGUUCAAAAUUGGCUGAACAAGGGACUGCCUCAUGAUAAACACUCCAUUGAGAAUGCUGUACUCAUCAAGCAUUGUCGCCGCUGGCCACUCUUGAUCGACCCGCAGGAGCAAGCCUCUAAGUGGAUCACGCAGACUGAAAAAGAUAACGGGCUCAAGAUUGUCAAGGCCUCGGAUCCAGGCUAUCUCAGAACAUUAGAGAGCGCCAUACCGUUAGGUCAACCAGUUCUUGUUGAGGAUUUGGGGGAAAACUUGGACCCGUCGCUAAACCCAAUCCUGGGAAAAAAUACUAUUACGCGAGGAAAUCAGGAAGUGAUGGUAAUUGGUGACACUGAGAUCGAAUACAAUAGCAACUUCCGGCUAUACAUGACCACACCCUUGGCUAACCCGCACUUUCUACCGGAAGUGUGCAUUAAAGUCACGGUGAUCAACUUCACUGUCACGCUGGAUGGAUUGCAGGACCAGUUACUGUCACGUGUAGUCCAGAAGGAAAGACCGAAGUUAGAGGAGAGCAGGAAAGAGUUACUUCACGGCUUGGUAACCGAUCGUUAUAAGUUAAGAGAAUUAGAAGAUCGAUCGCUGUCUCUGCUUCAUCAGUCACAUGGUAACAUCCUGGACGACGAAGACCUGAUCUCCACUCUGGAUGACAGCAAGAAAGUGGCAAAUGUCAUUCACACGCGUGUCGUCCAAUCAGAAGAGACCGAGGAGAAGAUUAACCUCAGUCGAGAGAAGUACCUUCCCGUGGCCACCCGGGGUGCGGUGUUGUAUUUUGUUCUCACAGAUUUAGCUUACGUGGAUGUUAUGUACCAGUUUUCUCUGCCCUGGUUUACAGAUCUCUUUGACGGCUGCCUUGAAUCCGCUCAGGAGCCAGCGCAGACUACGAGAGGCGAGUCACCUAUAAGGCCUGGUAGCGCAGGAACGCUCCGACCUAUACGUAAAGAUAAACUAGCUGUAUCAACUGCGAGUCGACCCGGGUUUAAACGUAGACAAACUGCUAACCGACCCAAAGAUGCAACUGAGUUGCCAGAGUAUCUUGAAGCCUUGGUAGAGGUGCUAACAGAGAGUGUCUACCGGGUAGUUUCGUACGCACUGUUUGCAUGUCACAAACUUACGUUUUCUUUUAUGUUAUGUGCGGGAAUCAUGCGUCGUGGUAGGUCUACAUCACGUGACAAAGCCAUCGACGAGGAGGAGUGGAAUUGGUUCUUUCGUGGAUCAGCAGUCGCUGCCAUAACAGACAGACUCGAGAGUGAAGAGGAGUUGAAUAGGUCUUGGAUGGGCUCUCAGACGACAGCCGCGGGAAGCCUGGGUCAAUACAUGUCGAAAAUGAACAAAUCUCCAGCAAAGUGGAUAACUGAGUCUACUUGGAAGGAAUGUCUACAGCUGUCAGCUUCAAUUCUGGCGUUUUCUGGCUUAUGCAGUAACAUUGCAGUGAAUGGCGCCUUUUGGAGCAAGUUCUCGGCGAGCGAGAAUCCAUUCAAAUUCAUUGAAAAUGAAGGAGAGCUCGAAAAUGAUAAGACUACCUCAACAGAAGAUCACCACCCUCCCCAGCUCGGCUGGAACGUAUCCAGUCUCUCCAGGUUUCAGCGCCUUAUCAUCGUCAAAGUGCUGCGGCCCGAAUGUCUCGUUGACUCCGUCAGACUGUUUGUGGAACAACAAAUGGGGCCCAAGUUUGUCACGAGCUUUGGGUUUGAUCUACAGGAAGUAUUUGAAGAGUCCAGUUGUCGGAAACCACUCAUCUUUAUCUUGUCUCCAGGUUCAGAUCCAACCUCGCAGCUCAUGCGGUUUGCCCGGGAAACUCGAGGGACCUCUUUACAUCUGGACAUCAUUUCACUAGGAAAGGGUCAGGGCCCAAGAGCUGAAGAGGCAAUCACCAAAGCUUACCAACAGAAAGGAAAGUGGGUGUUCCUACAGAAUUGUCACCAUGCUGCUUCAUUUAUGCCACGUCUCCAAAUGAUUGUGGGAAGGAUAUCUCAUCCGGGAACAAGAGUGGAUCCGAAUUUCCGGAUGUGGCUGAGCUCCAAACCAGACCCCUCCUUUCCAGUGUCCAUCCUACAGGCUGGACUCAAGAUGACGGUGGAACCUCCCCCAGGGAUCAAAGCCAACCUGCUACGAUCUUUAGGGGGAGUGGGUGGGGUGGUGACCGAGUCUAUGUGGGAGGACUCGGGGCCAGGGCCGAGUUGGAAGAGACUUGUGUUCGGUUUGUGUUUCUUCAAUGCAAUUGUGCAUGAAAGGAAGAAAUUUGGAGCCUUGGGGUGGAAUAUCCCGUAUGAAUUCACUGCCUCGGAUCUUGAGGUGUCGAUUUUGAUGCUUCACAUGCUACUAACUGAGCAUCACGAGGUGCCCUGGAAAGCCAUCAGAUACUUGACGGGUGAGAUCGUGUAUGCGGGCCGAGUCACAGACAACUGGGACCAGCGUUGCUUGCAGAGUAUCCUGGGAAACUUUUACACUCCACUGGCCUUGCAAGAGAGCUAUGGUUACACUUUAGACUAUGUGUACCGUCCACCUCCCCCUGAAAUCUCCUUGUCAGUUUGCUGUGAGUACAUUGAAGGUCUCCCUGCUGCCGAUGCGCCUGAACUCUUCGGAAUGGAUCAGAAUGCAGAAACAGCUUACCUCGCUGGCCAAGGAAGAGCAUUCAUAGCUGACCUUUUAGCAGCCCAGCCUCGUCUCACCGCAUCCAUAGGCUCAAACAAAACUAAUGACGACACAGUCAUGGAUCUUGUGAAUGACACAUUAAAGUACCUCCCUCCACGGGUGGACUUCAACUCUAAUGGCGUUACAGCUGAUCAAGGGAACCUAAGGCGUGGAUCUGUUUCUCCAGACCGCCUGAGGCAGAUGGCUGAGAAGAAGCUAUCCCAGGAUCCUUUGGCCGAUCACGCGAAUCAGUCUGCAUACGUCACAGUUUUAAGACAGGAACUAAACCGGUUUGACCGGUUGUUGGGGAUCAUUUACACGUCACUUUCAUCGUUGCGACUGGCCGUUAAAGGGGAAGUGCUCAUGUCUGAACAGUUAGAGGAGGCGUAUGACGCGUUGCUUAGCAACCGCGUUCCAAAGGCUUGGGAGCAAGCGGCGUAUGAAUCCUGCAAACCGCUGGGAGCCUGGGUUGACAAUCUUGCCAAAAGAGUGGAUUUUUUUAGCUCCUGGUUAGACUUGGUCAGGAAUGACAAAAGAUCAAAGUCCUGGGUGUCUCGUGAGACUGGCGUUAUGCCGACACCAACUUCCAGCCAGUCAUCGAUGUCUACACCUCUACCACGUGAUCACCCUAUUGCGUUUUGGUUACCAGCUUUUUUUUUCCCGCAAGGUUUUCUCACAGCUAUACUACAGACACAUGCCCGACAGCGCAACCUCCCAGUUGACUCGUUAAGCUUCCGGUACCAAGUACUGAAUGAAAAAUGGACGAACGAUGAACGAGUUCACAGUGAGAGCGACGUCGAUUGCAAGAGAGUCGCUUUCCAGGGUACUCCUCCAGACGAAGGCUCUCUUGUGUUUGGACUUUAUUUGGAUGGAGCAUCAUGGGAUUUCAAGCGAGGAUGCUUGCAAGAAUCUCUUCCUGGCCAGCGGUUUUACCCUCUACCCCAGCUACUCGUCAGUCCGAUACAGCAAAACCUAUCAACAACACCUGAUGGAAAAGACAAAGAGGAUGCAGAGGAAGACCUUCACACGUACGAAUGUCCGUUGUACAGAACUUCUCUUCGUGCCAGUUCCCUCACGUCCACCGAUCACCCUACUAACUUCGUCACGUCUGUGAAUCUGCAGUCUGUUCAGCCAGCGGACUAUUGGAUUACCCGUGGCGUGGCUCUUCUCUGUCAACUGGACGAUUGAUGUCACUUUUCCAGUGUGAUAUAAAUUUCGUGAAAAAUUUUGUAAAGAAGAGGUUGUAAACGAGUUGUUGAACAAUAUCAUUUUCUGAUUUUCGAGGUCCUACUUCUGCUAAGUGCUUUAAAAUACGAGCCAUUUCAACGAUGAUUUUCGAUUUUAGCUGCCACCAAGGUUUUUUGCAGAUAUUUAUCAUGAUUUAGAUUAAACCUCACGGUUUUUGUCCCAAAAUCCCAACAGUUUCCUUCCAUCCUACUGAAUGCAUCUCUCAUUUUCGAGGGACAUUCAUUUAUUCGAUCCAAUUGGAAUGACAGAUCAGUUCUUUUAAACAAUUCAAAAUCGCUGAAAAAAGCCCUAAUUCGCUUCGUGGAGGGGUUUUCACCGCGAACGAGUGAACAGACUUGAAGAGAGAAACAGUGUGAUGUAACACAGCUCCUUCACUGCUUUUACAUACAUUUGAAGGUUUUUAUUUACUUUUACUUCGUGUUUAUAAACGCGAUGGUUAACUCUUGUCAAUAUUUAAAACACAUUCGUAGCCUCCGUGUUUAGUUGUUUAUAAAAAAAAAAGUGUGAAAAGAAAAAUAGAAUAUACCAUGAACUGUACAGUACUCUUACGUUAUAAUGUGUGCAUAUUUUUUUCAUUUUACUGUAAAUAAAGUUAAUUUUUUAUCCCUUAAA